UCUCUUAAAAUCUACAAGAGGCUUAUUUUUUACUGUAAAACUGUGUCUUUUUGUUCAGGAAAGUGUAUAUUGUUUAUGUUUUGCUCUUUAAAUGCUUAUUUUCAUACUACUUUUUGAAGUGAACUUUCUGUAAUGAUGCUUGUGAGUUAACUCAUGGUUAUGCAGAUUAAUCUGAAGUAUAACUUCCAUAUACCGUCCGUAGGGAUAGAAACAUGCGUCUCCCUGUGUUACAUUUAGUUCUGAUUACUGCCCUUUUCCCCUGUUUGUCCUCUGUCUGAGUUGUUUUUGAAGAUCUAAAUUUCAGGGACCUUAGAUCUAUCUUCUCAACAUUGCCAAUUCAGCUUAGAUCUUCAUCGAGUAGCCACAACAUCCCUAGUAUCUCAGUAAUUUAUUUUUGUCCCACUUAUUGCUAUUGCCAACAAUCCUUUAAUCAUGUUCAUGAUCAGUAUUCCACUUCAAAGAAAUCCCCUUCUCUACGAACUCAAUGAUCAUUGUUUAAAUUACUUCUGUUGUUCCGCCGAUUGCAGUCACAUUUGGAUUUCAAUGAAGCCCAAGUCAAUGCUUUUCUUUGUGAUGUUGUGACUGAUGAUCUCUGUGACGUAAUGAUGCCUUCUUCUAUUGAUGUCGUUACCUUGCCAGAUGGUCACAUUCUUUUGCGAGAUUAUGCAAUGCGAGAUUAUGCAAUAGGAGAUUAUGCUCAAGUAGAGUUGGAUAAGAGGAAUCAGAUGAUUAGUGAGAAAUAUUCGAGGAGAUGGUACUAGCGCUUUUUACUUCUCUGAAGAAUUUUUGUCAACCUUGUUUGGAGGUGCUGGCAUCACCAUUGUAGAUAUGGUUAUAUACAGCAGACAGAUUCAGAAUCGUUCUCAGAACAUAACCAUGUCUCGGCGAUGGAUACGAGCUGCAUUCAGCCAAUUUGCUUGUGUUGUUCAUCAAUGAAAUUUUUGGUGCUUUGACGGACCAGAAAGCAUAAAUAUUUCGAUAUGGAGAGAGAAGACAUGGGGAGAAGGCUCUAUCAAGCUUGUUUGAGUGGGAGUGUCCCAGCAUUAGACGCCUUGAUUGAAGAAGAUCAACUCAUUCUCGACCGAGUUAGCUCGCUAACAUGCUUCUCCGAUGACACCCCCUUGCACGUAGCAGCAUUGCGCGGUCAUUUGGACUUCACGAAAGCCCUUCUAGCUCGGAAACCAAAACUUGCUACUGAGUUAGACUCGCUACGGUGUUCGCCCCUCCACUUAGCUUCCGCUGAGGGCCACGUUGAGAUUGUACGAGAGUUGUUACGGGUGAACACCGACGUCUGCAUUGCUCGUGAUCAGGAUGGUAGAAUCCCUCUCCACUUGGCAGUCAUGAAAGGGCGAGUUGAGGUCAUAUUAGAACUACUUCGAGCUGAACCGGAGUCGAUUCAUGAGAAACUAAGCAGAGGGGAGACUGUUCUGCACUUAUGUGUCAAAUAUAACAGGCAAGAGGCCUUCAAGACACUGGUGCAAUAUUUGCACAGCAACCACAUGGAGUUUCUCCUCAAUGCUGGAGACGAUAAUGGCAACACCAUCUUGCAUCUUGCUGCAGCUCUCAAACAAAAGGAUAACAUAGAAUACUUGUUGGGAAUAAAGAGUGUCAAAGACCACACCAACGUCAAGAACAAGAAUGGUUCUACAGCUUUGGAUGUUAUAGAGCAUUGUCCUAACAGAGACCUAAAAACCAUGGAAAUUCGAGAGUUUCUUUUACAAAUUGGUGUUCGGAGAUCCGUUUGCAGUGAGCCGGAGCCCAAUGCUGAAUCACCUCCCAAUAAUCCUCAUCCUCAACGUUGUUGUAAUUGGUUUUGGAAUAAGUAUAUCAAGGUCGACAACGAAUGGCUCCAAGAGGUACGCGGCCAUUUAAUAACGGCAGCCACCCUAACUGCAACGAUGGCUUAUCAAUCUAUUUUAAGUCCGCCUGGUGGUUUAUGGCAAGAAACAAAGAGAUGCCAAAACGCCGCUUCGCUCGCCCUUCCUCCUUCCUCAGGCUAUUCAGAUCUUAUUUCGGAUGACCACAUAUGCAUUGCGGGACAAGCCAUUAUGGACAACGAUGGCACUUUAUAUACUACAUACAUGGUUAGUAACACCGUAAUGUUAAUAGCAUCAUUGGGCACUAUCAUGCUGGCCAUGACUGGAUUCCCGUCGACGCUCAACAAGCAUUUAACAUGGCUGAUGGUGAUCACUGUGUUCAUCACAAUUUACUGUAUGGCUGUGUCUUAUCAGUCGGCAAUGGCUUUAGUAUCCCCCAACAUAUGGUCCAAAUUUUACUUUUUGAUUAUAAUUUCUGUUUUGGGGAUUCUAUGCGUAUUUUUUUUGGUGCUUCAGUCAUGCCGCUUCUUGGUAUGGCAGUGGAAGAAGUUGGUAAAACUUGUUAAAGCAUGUUAUCAUUGUUGCGGACCAACUCCAAGAGCUGCCCACAAUAUUACUACUCAUGAUCAGGUUAAUCCAGCAGCUGGCAGCCAUAAGUGCAUAGGAAACUUCUGCUAGCUAGUCUUUGGACUACUUUGGGCUUCUAUUCCAAGUCGAGGGUUUGUGCUUGUGUAUGAGACACUUUAUAUUAACCACUUGUUUGUGUACGUGGCUUUCACCGAAAAAGAAAAAGUUUGUAUCUUGUCAUUUUAUUUUAUUUUUGUACUUCGGAAUAUUGUAUCUUAUCAUUUGCUAUCAUAUGAGAAAUGAUUCAAUAAUACUUUCGGACCAUCUUUGAGUACUA
Messenger RNA from Rhododendron vialii, 2721 nucleotides. RefSeq names its product ankyrin repeat-containing protein BDA1-like. The record is from RefSeq and is a predicted model, not a curated record. The transcript is spliced from 9 exons. Gene Ontology annotation, molecular function: protein binding. The coding region runs from base 981 to 2495 and encodes 504 amino acids. Lineage: Eukaryota; Viridiplantae; Streptophyta; Magnoliopsida; Ericales; Ericaceae.